AUGGUGGAGGAACCGUCCGCCAAGCGUCAUCAUGCCGAGACGUCGGACAAGAGCAGCAACCUCGUCAACAUUCACGUCCCCGGCGAGAAGCGCGAGUACACAACAACCCUCAAAGGGGUUGAGCUCCAUGGCAAUGAGACGCUGGAGAUCAUCUGCACCAGCAUACCAGAAAAGGCCGAUGAGGUGAUCUCCAGGCUCUGGAGGAAGCUUGGCGGCAGGACUCGUAGGAUCGUCGGCGUUGGUGCGCACUACACCAACGAAGAUGAACCUCCACAGAUGGCAGCAGUCCUGCAGUUGUGCGUCGACAAACUCUGCUUGGUGUACCACAUUGCAGUGGCCAUAAAAUGGUGA
This is a messenger RNA of Triticum turgidum subsp. durum (durum wheat), 351 nucleotides long. Lineage: Eukaryota; Viridiplantae; Streptophyta; Magnoliopsida; Poales; Poaceae. The record is from the annotation of a GenBank genome assembly.